Molecule: messenger RNA, 5445 nt
Organism: Mizuhopecten yessoensis (Yesso scallop)
Lineage: Eukaryota; Metazoa; Mollusca; Bivalvia; Pectinida; Pectinidae
Exons: 14
Coding region: 158-2008 (616 amino acids)
Source: RefSeq, a predicted model, not a curated record
GCGCUUUGACGUUUGGUUGUUUGGUUCCUGUUACUCGUGAACAUGUAGUAGAUGCCUGCUAUACAUCGUUUGUAGAGAAGACCGUUCUUGACAAUUAAGAAGAAUCUAAACAUGAUUUAAUAAUAAGAUCAAACACAAGACUGUUUACUGACUGACAAUGGCUGAAGGCGGUGAUCCAAAGGACCGGGUGGAAGGCAUGGAAGAUGAUGAAUAUGUCGAGGAUCGUAAGAAAACACAGGAUUUUUGGGAUACUGUUAGGAAAGUCAUGCAGCAGCAGCAAGCCCUACAGGUUUAUGAUGACCAAGGGCCGAUUGUGACCCUGCCACAGUUGGUCAAGAAAUGGUCCUCUCACAUAGACGACACUAUCGAUGGUGUGGGAGAAGCAUUUCCUUCUAGAGACUCACCACAAGAAGAAAUUUGUAGUCCCCCUCCACCUUCAGAAAUGUCACCUGAGGAUUUCCAUCCACCUCCUUAUUCUAAAUCGAGACCUCCCCCACCCCUAUAUCAUGAACUAGAUAAACCAAAGCUCCCCUCAGAGUUUGGUCACACGUAUGGAAAAAGCCCCAAGAGGAAGUACUUAUAUACAGAUCCUGAGACCCCAGAGGUGGAAGUGGAGCUGAUCCAAGUUGCCCCUGUCGCUACCAUGACGGAAAUGCCUCCAAGGAGGACACAAUAUAUGGAAACCUCCAUCAGUGCAGGGCCUACAAGGGAGUCCUACAGGAGACCCUCGCUGGAUGCUGCUGUGAACCUGAGCCGCAUUCCUGGAAGGGCCUCUCCAGAGGUGUUCGCUGACACAGAGAUAGAUGAUCUUCCGCCUGGUGUGGAGGACAAAAAUCCACCACCUCCAACACAACUAGCUACUGUUAGAAGGGAUGAAGCUGCAAGGGACGUGGAGUCAGCAAGAACCAGGGAAAGUGAGACCUACGAGUGCACGUCCUGUGGCAGGUUUAACCAUGUGGCUACCAGGGUCGGCCGAUUCUUUUUGCGACAGAAGGAACACUCUACAGGUCGUUUCCUGUUGUUGGUUGGAGCCAUUGUCGCUUUCCUGGGAAUCGUCGUUUUCCUGGGGGUGUUCCCCAACAGUUUUGUAUAUGUGGAACACUAUGAGAUUGCCCUGCUGAAGAACACAUUCACUGGAGCUGUAGACCGGAGUGUGACAUACUACCCUGGCUGUUAUGUGCUCGGGCCUGAGAGGGAGUUUGUAAAGUUUCCUGGGUCAGCGGUAUUUGUAUCGCUGACCGAGGCAGUCUUCACCAAGGACAAACUGGAAAUCACCAUCACCUUCCACUUCCAGUAUUUCAUCAGACCAUCUGAGCUUGGAGAAUUACACAGAAAGUUUGGCACAGACUACAAGGAAGUCAUUGAGAGUGUCAUCAGGAGUCGCGUGAAGAAUUCUGCAAUCUAUCUCAGUGUGGAUGAGUUCCGCUUCAAUAGGACCUAUAUAGAAAAGAAAUUCUUCGAUAUCGUAAAAUCACGUCUACAGGGUACCUGUUGCCCUGACUGCUGUCCUAGCUGUACCAACGCGACGGUGUGUAGUGUGUGUGACACAUCUUCCAUGUGUGAUCCUAUCUACCACGUUGAUGUCCGCUACUUUCAGCUGUCGGCAGUGGUUAUUGAUCCUCAGGUGUCUGAGAGAUAUCUCCAAUCCCUACUUCUCAAGGUAAAUGCUGAGAAAGAAUUCUUUAGACAGAACCACACAGUGCUGGUGAAACAGACAGAGCAACAAGUGGAACAGAUAAAAAACAAAGCCAAUGAGAUGGUGAGGGCAGGUGAAGCUGAGGGUGCUGCAACUUUGGUAGUAGCCGAGGCGAACAGGGAGGCAAACAUUACCACUAGUUAUGUGGCCGCGCUGUGGACUAUGUACACCCGACUAGGCAUCACAGAUAUGGACCACAAGCUGUCUCUAAUGAUGGUUCGGGCCCUGGAGGAUGUUAAUGUCAAGGGCAAUUUAUACCGGGGUUAUCGCUAUGCCAACCAAACCCAAACUUUCGUGACCCCAUCAGGGUAGUUAAUCGGAAAUGGUUGGAAAAAAAUAUCAUCCCUUGCAAGGAUCUGAAACAUUAAAUACUGAAGAAGGUUCUUAUAUUAUAGAGGAAUAUUAGUUAUUUAAGGAACGGGGCUUACUUUAUACUUCAACAGAUAGACUAUCACUAAACCAUUCAGGUUUAAGGCUCUGUAUACUAUAUAUGUUUACAAACAUACCAAUCAAACUAUGCAUUCCUCAGGACCCCAGUAAAGCUGAGUAAUACCUCAUGGUUACAAUGAAUGUUGACUGGUCUCUGCUUACAUUUUUGUAUCCCAUACACAUAAAUAACAAAUGUAUUUCUUAAUUGUGUAUGUCUUUUAGAAUAUGGUUGGAUUUUUGCCCUUUUUCUAUAACAUUACACAAACAAACAAAAUUGUAUCUGAUGUUUCGAAGUUGUUGGUUGAAGACUGUUUUAUAUAUAAUAAACAUGUAUAUAUAGGUUUAGGGUAGAGUGUACGCUGUGAUUUCUUCAAUGGUGGACAAAUCUGGUCCUCGGCCCUUCCUCUAGAUACCGGAAAGUAUGCCGGGCGAUUGAGCCUGUUGUCAUUUAAUCUGACUAUGUAUAAGUAUAUGUAAUAACUGUAGUCGAAUAUGACUAUUUACACAUGAGUUGAAUUUUUCGUAACAUUAUGUAAUAUAGCUUGUUAUUUAUUUGCCCCAAAAGACUGAUUUCUUUGUCCUUAUCCCUUGGCUGUUUUCGUUCAUUGCAAUUUAAAUGGUUGAACUGGUUGGACCAGAUUUGUUCGUUUAUGAAAUAAGGUCUAACCGAGUAAGCGGACGUACCGGUUCUUCUGCAUAAACGAUUUUUUGUGAACAUUCUGUGAUAUUCCGAACAAACGAUCCUGUACCUCAUGUUAUUCCUCUAGUUAUGAAGAAUUCAUUACAUAUUUUUUGUUAAAUAUUUUUGUGGUCAAGGAAACAAUGCAUUAUGUUUUUUUUUGCAUUUUGUACCAUUUUGUGUAAAAGGGGAGGAGGAUGCCUGUUAGACCAAUAAGCUGAUGUUAAUCCAAGAUGUUAGCUUUAUCCAAAAACUGGUAAAGUAUUAGAUGUGUCACAUAAACACAAUCUACAGUCUUGUUGUGAUGAGAGAAUCACUUGAGAUUUUUUUUUUUUAUGUAAACUUGAUUUCUUUUACAACUUAUAUUAAUCACUUUUGAGAUUUCUUCUUGUAGUAAAUGUCUUCUAGAAAUAAAUAGAGAGAGGGAGGCAGAGAGACGCAUUUUUCUGACUCUCCACUCAUAAUUAUGUUCGUGCAUGGGCCCAAUGUUUACAGUAACCAAUAACUACAUACAACGUUUGUAUAUAUCUAGGAGCUCCCCUCCCCACAUAUCAUAUACAUAUAUGGAAUGUUUAUGGAUAUUUGUAUGUUUUACACAAACCAGAAAUCAUUGUAUAGUAUUCUUUGUAUACAUUGUGUACUAUUUUGUUAUCAUGAUUCAAAGCUCAAUACAUAUUGAUAUGUUGCAAUACUUUCACAAAUAACUCUAUAUGAUAUUUAUUUAAACUUUCUUUUACAAAAGUAUAUUGAUGUGAUAACGCACAUAUAUAUUUAUAUGUUGAAUAAGCUGUCAAAUAAUGUUUGAUUUCAAACUUUAUCUUAUAAAGUAUCUUAUAGAUAGUUUUAGCAGGAAAAGUAAGUACUCGUAUACCUUGGUGAUUUCAACACCGGGCAAAUUUGUAUUGAGAAGCCAGAGAGUAAAAAUUUAGUUCUGCUUGGUGAAUAUAUUACCACUCACAAUAUAUCAUUAUGGUUUUAUUAGUACCAGCAAAAUGACCUUUGCAUGGAAUAUUCAUAUCACACAAUUGCAUUUAUCUUUAACUAUGCCUACCUAUUCAUCGUCCAGAUGAAUUGAGUACAUCUGUUUCACCUGUUACUUGAGGAAUAGAUAGACCUAUAUUCAGUGUAAGAAUAUUCGGUAUUAAUACGCUCAAUGAUUGUCAACACGACAGGUCAAUGCGGUCUGACAAACUAAUUGGUGGACAAAUCAAUGUGCCUUUAUGUGGAAUCCAUCUUUAUACAAUUGAUGACAAAGACAUUUUAUUGUUUUAUUUGCAUCAAUAUGUUGAAUCACAUUUAGUUGAAAUAACAAAAUAUUGUGUUAAGAGUCCCCUUUCUUUAUGUAGAAUAUUUUGCAUACUUAGUAAUAGUAUUUACACAUGAAAAUUAAGGUUGUUUGAUUUUACACCAGCUGUAGUGACCUAGAAGUUUACGGUUUUCAGUUUCUGUAGCCAAUUGUAUUUUUACCGUCACAACGGAACUUGCUGUUUCUGAUUUAGGUGUUAGCUGUGAAUAUACCUGCUAUAGUAUUUUUGGAGUUUAACUUUGGAGAAAUUAUAGUCAAAGUUAGUGCUUCUUAUUGAAAUAGUUUUUGAGUUCUUGUAGAAGUGAUAAGCAAAUUUCAUAUGCAGGUUUCUCAUUGAGAUUUCCACUUUGUUAUCACUAUUUCUGAAGAAGUACCCAACAGAUCUUACUCCAAUUUUAUUUGUAUGUUUCCCAUUGUUAAUGGUUGUGCAUGUUUGAUUUUCUGACUGAUUGACGAAGAAAAAAAUGGCAGCAAGUUAGCCAUCUUGGAUUUUGACAGUUUAUGUUUCUUAUUGCUAUUUUUCAAGAAAUAAGGCGUGACCUCACUUUGAAAGAACUCAUAAAUCAUGUAUUUUGAAAUUUAAAUCAAAAGUUACAGCAAGAUGCAUUUUAGCACUAUAAAUCCAGCAGCUAAUAGAAAAAAUGAAGGGAAAAGAUCAAACUUCUGGGUUAUGAAGAUCUUACGAUGGUAGGUGCCAAGAUCCGUCUUAGAUCUCUUGUUGAACUCACCCUGUUGUAAACCCGUUAUACAGAGGGUAGGUUUUGAAAUCCAUUGUUAUUGUGUCCCUGGAAUCCUCAUCAUGUCAUGUUUUCAUUGAUUGCCUAACAACCCAUCAACAAUAAAGCCAUGAAAGCUAUUGUGUCAAUAACACUUACACGAUACACCUAAAGAAGCAGGGUGAUUAAAGGGUUAAAAUUGGCUUGCAUUUAUAUGCAGCAAAACAGUUAAUGAUGUAAUUGUCACUCAUACUUUGUUAUUUCAUAUCUUUUGUAAUAGACCAACUUCAGAUAAUGAUCAAAAGAUUCUUGACAAAUUGGUAGUACAAAGCAAUGUUUACAUGUAAGAGACAUGUUGAGACAAUUAUUAUAAUGUCUCUAGGUCGGCAUUAGUGAACCCACUGGGUUGUAUUGCAUCAAGUUUGUUAUAUCUUCUGACUAAACUGUCACUUUAUUUGUACAUUUCGUAUUAAAUGAUAACAAAGUACCUUCAUAUUGUUUUUUUAUGAAUCUAUAACAUGUUAUACACCUUUUGUAGAGUAACAAUUUGUUCCAUUGAUUAAGUAAAUUUAUAUUUUCUGUCUAUCCAUUUUGACUAAUAAAUGUGUUUUUAAUGAUG